This is a messenger RNA of Salvelinus sp. IW2-2015, 3098 nucleotides long. The record is from RefSeq and is a predicted model, not a curated record. Lineage: Eukaryota; Metazoa; Chordata; Actinopteri; Salmoniformes; Salmonidae.
GAGUACUUCCUUCCUCCYUGAUGGAGUAAUAUUCCUGUCCCUCAUGUCUCUCCCAGGUGWCCCUUCAGAAGCAGGCYUUGGAGAGGGAUGUAGACGCUCUGAAAGAGAAAGUCAAAUGGACUGAGGGGGAACUGAAGGAGAGCCAGAAGAAAGAGGCCCAAACACAAACCAAACUAACGGAGACGGUGCGUGAGAGGGAGGGGUUGAAUGUAACUCUGGAGCAGAACAGGAGGAGAGAGAGGGGACUGGAGGAGGAGGUGAAGAAUCUGACUGAGGAUCUGGCUGAGGCCCUCCGACGCGUCAAAGAACUAGAAGACCAGAAGACAGUCCAGCCCUCUGCUGCUCCAAUGACUCCAGUUCCGUUUAGCCCUGCAGGACAGAGCUUUUCCCCAGUCUCACCACCACGACAUGGCCGCCACGCCCCACACACACCCUCGGCUCAGACCAACAGACCUGCCAGAGAGGAGCGAGCGAGGGAGGGAGAGGAGAGAGGGAAUGAGGAACGGAGAGCAAAGUACCCCACAGAGAGAGAACCUGGAGAGGGCAUUGACUCAGAACACAUCACUGCGUUUGGAUCCACAGACACUGAAAAACGACAGAGGGCAGGAGGGAGGGGGGAGGAGAGGAAACGAGAGAAUGAGAGAAAAGACGAGGCAGAGUCCGUAGUCGAUGGCUGCAUCCCUGGAAAGGAAGCAUCCACCAAGGACAAAAACAUACUCAACACACCGAGCUCUCUUUCUCCAGAAAGUCCCCACCUCACCAGCUCCGCUAGCUCCGACACAGACUACGAGAGCGAGACCCUGUCCAGCCACUCCAAACCCCGAGCCCAGUCCACCAGGGCUGAGGGAGACCUACAGAGGGAGAACAGAGAGCUGCGUUCAGAGCUGCAGGACGUUAAGGAUGAGUUACAAAGGAGACUGGAGGAUCUGGAGACCCAGCGCAGAGCGGAGGCCGAGGCCCGGACCAGGCUCAAGCUGCUCAGCCGCAAACACGCCUCCCAAGCCAAGACCUCCAGAGAGACGGAGGAGGAGGAGGAGGAGAGGGCCGAGAUGGGGAGGUUGAAGGAGGCACUGGCUGAACUUGAGAUAAAGGUCAGGACAGAUGCAGAGGACAGGGAGAGAGUGGAGGAAAAGAAAGGGAGGGAGAGAGAGGACCGGGAGUCUGAAAGCAUGCUGCUGAAUCUCCAGCUAAAGAAGCAGCUGGCUGAGUUGAAGACUGAGCUCUUGAUAGAACAGGAGGAGAGAGAAAGGGAAAAGGAGGAGGAGAGGAAGAGAUUGAAAAACAAAGGGAUCGAAGGAACGAUUGAACUUACUGUGAAGCUGGAAGAGCUCCAGGCAGAGUUGGAGGAGCUGAAGAACCGUGGAGGUCUUGAAAGGAAGAACAUGGUAGAUAAAAACACCCCUCUGACAUAUCUCACCAUGCACCGUGACAUCCCCUCUAACUCCAACAACAACACUGUUGUCCCUGACAACAAGCUACUACCAUCUCCAGACCAGCACCAUCUCCUGUGUGAGUCCACCACUGUUGUCCCGCAGGCAACAACAGCUGAUCUGAUCCGGGAAGAAGGAACUCUGAACAAAGCGCCAGAACUCUCCAGACCUAUUGGUGAGGGAGAGACCAUUGUGGAAGCUCAGAGGGGUAUGUCUGCCUCUGAGCUGGGUGAAACCACUGUGGAAGCCGAGAAAUMGAUUUCUUCCUCCGACCAGGGAGAGACCAAUAAAGACACUCUGAGAGAUGUAUCUCCCUCAGACAUGGAGAAAACCCCACUGGCGCUCCAGAGUGCAGGCUUCUCUGCCUCAGAGCUAGCCCAGGAGGUGGAGCGUCUGCGGGGGGAGAGUGCCAGGGAGGCUGGGCGAGCCAUACACUCCCAGGCCAAGCUGGAGGCUUUACAGAGCCAGGUGACCAGGCAAACCCAGCAGCUGACCCUGGCCUUCGACCACCAGAGCAGACACAUCCAGGACCUGCUGGCAGAGCUGCAGGAGAAGGAGGGCGGUCUUCUCAGCCAGGGAAAGGAACUGCAGCGCUGCAGAGAUGAACUGGCCAUGCUCAGACAGGGGAGGGAGAGACCGGAGAUGGAGAAAGAGAGAAGGGAGGAGGAGAGAGAGAGACGUGAGGAAGAGAGACAGAAGGAGGUAGAGGAGGAGAUAAAGGACAGUAGGGUAACUAUAACCUCUCAGCAGGCUGACCAUUACACAGAUAUACAUCAGAUCACACAUAGCACUCAGAAUGAGUCUGCCUCCGGGAUAGAAGAGACUACAGACAUAACAAUGAAACCACUGAACACUACCCAGGCUUCCUCUACACUUUGUGAUGAGGGAGGUCAGCUGACCACUCCACAGAAAAACUGUGUCACUGAAUGGCAUGAUGUAACAGAUAGCAGUACCACUCUGGGCAGCCAUCCUGCUGAACAUAAUACAGAGAAGAUGGUGGAUUUUAAGCCUUCUGCCCAGCCAGGCAGGAGUGAAGAGACGAGAAACAAAGAAAAAUUCAAAUCUGACAGUUUAACUGUAGCAUGUUCCAAAGGGCAGAUGGAACCGUCUGAGAGUUCUGAGAUGAAACACAUCCGUAGUGAAGAACAACAUUCAACCAAGGAGUUCCAGCUAUCCCAGAGAGACCCGAGUCUAACCAGGACUGAGAACACAUGUCUUACUGCAGAGCUGGAGAAAGCUUCUGCUCCUAUCAACAGGCCAGAAGACACCAGUGGACAGGAGAGACAAGAUAGCAGAGGAGAGAGUUUGGCUGUAGAGCUGCAGUCUCUAAAACAGAAGAACGAACUGCUGAAACUGACACUUCCAGAUGUGGCAAACACAGACCGAGAAACUAGUUCUGUCAGUAACACAACACUACCAGCGACUUGUGAAGAACAGGCUGAAAGAAAAGCAAAGAGAAGGAAAAGAAAGAAGCAGAGAGGAGGACAGGAAGUUAUCUCCACCUCUGGAGAGCUAAAGCAAAUCAGUGACAUCAGUGACAUUAUCACCUCGGGACGUGAGGCCACACUGCAUGAUGGAGGGAAACCUGUAGAUGAGGAGAGAGGGGGAGUAGAGUCUGAAGGAGUGAAGGAGAUGGGGAGAGGGGGAAAGCUCUCGUCUAAGGAGUGA